Messenger RNA from Quercus lobata, 930 nucleotides. Its product is annotated as probable inorganic phosphate transporter 1-9. The coding region runs from base 1 to 930 and encodes 309 amino acids. Gene Ontology annotation, cellular component: membrane. Lineage: Eukaryota; Viridiplantae; Streptophyta; Magnoliopsida; Fagales; Fagaceae. Gene Ontology annotation, molecular function: transmembrane transporter activity. Gene Ontology annotation, biological process: transmembrane transport. The record is from RefSeq and is a predicted model, not a curated record. The transcript has 2 exons.
AUGGGCCUCUUCACGGAUGCAUACGAUCUCUUCUGUAUCCCUCCAAUUAUGCAACUCAUCGGACGGGUUUACUUCGAGAAUGAGCCAGAGUCCAGAGAGUACCAAAUCCAACCAGCUGUUUUGUCAACUUUGUUGGGCAUAGCUCUUUUGGGCACGGUGAUAGGUCAACUGGUGUUUGAUGUUCCAAUAAGCCAGUUUGUAGAAGAAAAUCCACCACCACUACAUCCACCAUCCUAUCCCCUUCUGUCAAAGCAAUUCUUUCGUCGCCAUGGCCGUGUUCUAUUCUCUUGUUCCGCUUCGUGGUUUCUUGUUGAUAUUUUCUUUUACAGUAGCAAUCUCUUCCAAUCUCAGAUAUACAACCAAUAUGUGCCAAAGGCAGAUAAAGUCAAUGCCUAUCAAGAUGCUUUCAAUAUAGCAAAACCACAAGCAAUUGUAGCAAUAUGUUCCACAAUUCCAGGCUACUGGGUCACUGUUUGCUUCAUUGAUCGUAUUGGAAGAGUCAAAAUCCAACAAAUUAGUUUUUUUUCCAUGGCAAUUGUCUAUUUAGCAAUUGGGAUACCCUAUUACAUAUAUUGGGACGACAACACAAAUAUAGGAUUCAUGAUCCUAUAUGGGCUCAAAUUUUUCUCCUCCAAUUUUGGUCCAAACACUACCACUUUUAUUGUGCCUGUAGAACUUUUUCCAACUAGAUUUAGAACAACAUGUCAUGGCAUUUCUGGUGCUGUUGGGAAAGUGGGGGCAAUUAUUGGAUCUGUUGGAUUUUUGUGGGCUUCGCAUGACCAUAAAGAGGAAGGUUACCCCAAAGCAAUUAGAAUGACAGCCUCUUUGGUUAUUUCGGGUGUAGUAUGUAUUUUGGGAUUGUUGGUAACGACCUUUUUCACACGGGAAACAAUGAGGAGAUCGUUAGAGGAGAAUGAGAAUGAUAAUUAG